AUGAGUGGAAGCCAGGAUGAACCUCCUCAUGAGCUUGAGAACCAGUUUAUACUGCGUCUGCCUGUGGAACAUGCUUCCAUUGUCAGAAAGAUGGUGCACUCUGGAACUUCUUCCAUGAAGAAUAAACUAAAAAUUGACUUAUUUUCUGACGCACGUCGUGCAGUUGUUGAGGUAGACAAUGUCUCACUAGCUGCUAAGCUGGUUGAUUUGCCUUGUGUUAUCGGAAGCCUAAAAACUCUGGAUAAAAAAAGUUUUUAUAAAACGGCAGAUAUUUCCCAGAUGCUUGUGUGCACUGCUGAUGCUGAGGUUCCCUCUUCUCCUGAAGAACCAAUAACCUCUACUGAUCCUAAAGCAAUCAGGAAAGCUGAAAAGCGGAGAAAGAAAAAAUAUACCUGGAAGCAUGGCAUUACUCCACCACUUCAGAAUGUCAGAAAGAGAAGGUUCCGCAAAACAACAAAAAAGGUUACUGAUAUCAAACAAAUUGAAGAAAUAGAGCUUCCUGAGCACAUUGAAUCUCCUGAUGUGGAAAAGGAAGUGAAAAGACUGCUGUGUUCAGAUGCUGAAGCUAUCAAUGCCCGGUGGGAGGUCAUUGCUGAAGAUGAAACCAAGGAAAUAGAAAGUCAAGGCUCCAUUCCUAGCUAUGCAGUAGCCUCAGGAAUGAGCGACUAUAAGCAGGGUCCUAUCUUACCAGAAUAUUACAUGCUUCAGGAGAUGCGCAAUGAUUCUAGCAAUAACACUGAGGAGGAUGAUAAAGAGGAGGAGGAGGAGGAGGAGGACGACUAUUAUGAAGAGGAGGAAGAUUAUUAUGACGAGGACAUAGAAAGGGAGCUACAGGCUGGGUUCACUGAAUAUGGCCAGUGUGAGGCAAAGGAGGGAACCAGCUCAAUGGUCAUGGACAUUCAGAAGUACACUCAAUACACAGAGAAAAAGCUCCAUGAGAUUCAGCGCAAGGCACAAAGACAGAAGGAGCUCAUCAGCAAAGUGGAAAACCUGACACUCAAGAAUCAUUUACAGUCUGUGCUGGAGCAGCUUAAGUUACAGGAAGAAGAAAAAACUGAGCAGCUCAGUUAUCUACAGGAAAAACUGAACUAUUUCCUGAAGAAGUGA
Budorcas taxicolor (takin) is the source of this 1107-nucleotide messenger RNA. It is a transcript of the gene TAF7L, whose product is annotated as TATA-box binding protein associated factor 7 like. Lineage: Eukaryota; Metazoa; Chordata; Mammalia; Artiodactyla; Bovidae. Bases 1 to 1107 code for a protein of 368 amino acids. The record is from RefSeq and is a predicted model, not a curated record. Gene Ontology annotation, biological process: RNA polymerase II preinitiation complex assembly; transcription initiation at RNA polymerase II promoter. The transcript has 12 exons. Gene Ontology annotation, molecular function: RNA polymerase II general transcription initiation factor activity. Gene Ontology annotation, cellular component: transcription factor TFIID complex.